Molecule: messenger RNA, 13141 nt
Organism: Columba livia (rock pigeon)
Lineage: Eukaryota; Metazoa; Chordata; Aves; Columbiformes; Columbidae
Gene: KCTD19
Product: potassium channel tetramerization domain containing 19
Exons: 16
Source: RefSeq, a predicted model, not a curated record
AGCUCUUGGCUGGCCCCGAGUUGCCUGAGCAACUGCAGGCACACAAACACGAACGCCUGGCUCCCGCUCCUGCUCUGUUUGCAACCAAACACAUGAGCUCCUGGUAACGAUCCCUGGGAACGGAUGGGGCUCCGGGAUGGGACGGCGCCUCUGGGAUGGGGUGAUUGCUGUUGCGGGUGCUCGGGUGCAUAAGGCUGGGUGCAGGUGCUGCCACCACAAUCCCAGACACGGGCAGAGCCUGCUGAAGUGCUACCUGGGUGGCAGAGUCAGGCUUUCCAGCUACACACUCACCUCUGUGGUUAUCUGUUUGGAACCGGACUCCCUAAGUAACCCACAGGUUAUUUGGCAGGUGCCUCAGCCACAGCACCAGCACUGCCCACGCCACGAGGCAUGUGCUGGGGUGCACAUGUGGCUCGAGUGGGCUCGCUCCCUGCCAUUGCACAGCUCUGCACCUUCUGCAUCCUAGCCACCUGCUUUUUAAAACACAGGAGAAGGAAGAGAUUGUCUCCUGGGCUGGUUUCAGCCCCACCCCCAGUGCGGGUCUACCAGUAAGUAUCCACCAGUGGCAGGAUGGGGGCGUGGGCUGGGGGGAUUUUAGCCCUCCAUUGAGCAGGUCAGAGGGAGUUUGUGGCUGUCUGUUCCCCUAAAUGCUCUUUCUGAGAUCCAAUGUUGCUCCUUCAAAAAGUUGUUGCUGGAGCGGUGGGAGGGGCGGCUUUAACCCUUUGUUGGCUCCAUUGUCCAGCUGCAAAAACGAAGUGCAAAACCUCCCAGGGCAAGGCUGUCCAGCAUUGCCCCAGGUCUGCGGAGCUGCCAUCCACAGCCCCAUCCUUGUGCGCAGACUUGGAGGCUUUGUGAAGGAGGAACAUUUUGUGAAGGGGUGAGCAGAUUCAUCCCCUGCCUGUAUGUGGCUCUGGUUAGAAGCCGGCGGUGGACCGGAGUGGGCACCCCUGUUGGGGCAGCUCUGAAGGGGAGUUGUGGGCGCUGAGAUGCUUUUGGUAGUGGGAAAGCAAGCCCAGGAGGUGGAUUUCUUCCCAGUUUUAAGCUUGCACGUGGCAAGAGCAGCAGCUCUGGCAUCCCUGUGUCCAGCAGCAGAGCAUGGCAUUCCGGACCAACAGCCAUUCCUCCCCCAGCUGCUCAGCCCACCUCUGCCCCGAGGCUGGGCACCGCAGCAGCUCUCCUGUCCGCCUCGCAGCUGCUGAGCACCCAUGGUUUGCAAGACAGCGAGGAGGGUGGAUGGGUCUUCACUUGGAGUCACCUCCAUAAGUACAUCAGCAAGGGGAGCUGAGCUGCCACUCCUCAGGUGAUGGAGCAGCCAGGGCAAGAACUGUAGGACCUUCCCGUGGACAGUGAGUUCCGCUGAGCCUUGCUGUCACUUGGCUACAUCCUGCUCUGCAUCCUGAGCAGAAGCUUUGCAGGCUGUGAGGCCGUGGCAGAGGUCACGCAGUGGCUAACAGUUCCCACUCACUGCCAAGCCGCCCAGCAUAGAGGUGCUCCUUACCUGCUGCAGCUUCUCCUCAAGUUCUCUGCCAUUUGCUCCACAGCUCACACAAGGCUUGCCCCUUCUGACCUUCUUGUUCCCAAGGAGGCAGCUCCAGCACAUGCUGUUUGCUGUAUGGGAACAGGGCUGGGUGGUGAGGGUGGCAAUGGCCAGACCACUCUGGCCAGGCUGCUUGACACCACUUAGUCUGGUAUCUCAGUCCUGCUCAAACCAGCCCCAGGAAAAUCAGUGCUGUCAAAGACCCAGCAGGGUCUAACAGCUGUGAAGUGCCAAAGAUCAGCCUGAAAAGGAGUCACUUUUGAAGUGAUGGAAACAGCUUCCUGGGAACAAGAAGACAUUGGUUUGGGUCUUACGGAAAACUUUCUAAAUACCAGUGCGGUGAGCUCCUGGGAGCUGCUGGCUGCAUAUGUGUGCACAAGGCUGUGCUUUGCAUUACAGAUGCAGCACACAGCCCUUGUGCGUGGCUGAAGCCAGGUGGAGACAUGGCCUCAUGGGGAGGUAAGUGCAAGGAAUAUGGCCUUUAAGCAUCAGUCUUCAUGACUAAUGUGGGCAGGAACGCAGAGAUCCCCAGGAUGGUUGGCACUGGAGUGCAGGAUGAACAAGGAGAGGCCAGUUAGGUUGCCCAUCCCUUGAGAAGACCACAACCUGAAGGAACUUCCAUGGGACCAGCAGCUCCAGCUGUUUUCCCAGUGAAGCUUGAAGUGGUGCUACAGGCUGCUGAGACAGCAGAGACCUUAAAAUAUUAGUUGCAGGACUACUUUCUUUGAUGAAAAGUGACACAGCCCAAACAAAAGGGCUUGCAGCCAUUUCCCCUGCACUAAAUAAUUAGCUCUGGCCAAGCAUUAGCUCUGAGGUUGGCUCCACACCAGCUCAAGAAAGACAUUUUGCAGCCAGCGUAUAAUUGUCUCAGAGCAGAGGAGCCAGCGGGCGGAAGGUGUCUCAGCCAGAAUUUAUGUUGUUUGCAUUGAUCCAGGCCCCAGACAUGAAGCUUUUUUUCUCCUUCCCAUUUUUUCUUCCCCUUGGCCGCUCACCGGCCCCGCUCCUGCAGCAGAGGGACAUGCCAGACCUCGCACCCAACCCUGUCACCACAAACAGUCUCCACGAUUUCGGACAACCCAGACCCUCCCACAGGCUGGUGUCCCAGUUUUACAGGGAGACACAGCCCAGAAGGCUCAGCUGACUGAUUAUGAUGGAUUUAGCUGUAAAACGUGUUCUCUGCCCCCAAGGUCACUUCUCUAGUGAGUUUCUAAACUAAUCUUGGAACCGCAUCUGUACUUAUUGAAGUGCUUCACACUUUGACAGCAAGUUGUAUGCCUGGGACCGGGUUCUGGCUUAUCUGAGAGGUCAUUUUGCUUUGGGAUGAGUGGUUUGACCAGAGGUAGCGCUGUAGACUGACCACCUUGUUUCUCAAGAAUGUUAGAUUCAUUCCUAGAAAAGCAAGAGAAUGGAUGACAAUAAGCCCAUCAAGGACUUGCCCUUUCUGUCCCUGUGUAGGAGCACCAGGAAGAGCUCAUACAUGUUGCUGUUGCAAAAAACUUCUCCCUUCGUGAGCAUCCCUCUAUGGAGUGUAUUGCCCGGUAUAGUGCAGAUCCUUGGUCUCAGGCCAGGCAAAACAGCUUCUCUAUCGAGUUGUACCUGCGUUGCCUUCCUCAGCUCAGUACUUUUCCAUUUUGCUGAUGGUCUGAUGGACAACGUUUUCCAAAAUACACAGACUAGUCUGCAAAUCAUGUUCAGGCAAGAUUCAGAGAGCAGCUUGUGCCCUGGUGGAUCAGGCUCUUUCUCAGAGGUGUACAUCUAAAUCAGGGCUAGGAUUUCAAAUCCUUGCAGUCAGUGACCUGAGACAUUGGUUUGACCACUAGUGCUAGUGCAAUAUGUCAUUGCCAGCUAUGUGUUGCCAGCACUGUGCUGGAAUAUUGAUUCAGGGCCAUUUUAGAGGGAAUUCAAUUAACUAAAUUACCAUCUCCUCAGCACUGCAUGGCUUCAGAUAAAAUUCUGUUACACAGGAGUCAUGCCUACUUUUUGUUAACAUAAUGACUGCUGCAGAAGUGUAAAAAGGCAGGGGAAGAUAGGAGCAGGAAGAUGCUGAGAACUACAAAAAAGGCAAGGAUUAGAUUUGCCAGUUUAUAUAUAGAUAUGCCAUCUUAUACCACAUGAGAUUUUGUACAAGAUAAAACUGAACACAGGCCCUAUUUAAUAUGUCUUUUGUUCCCUGUAUGGUGGACAACUGCAUAAUUGUUCUGAAGUGCAGCACUGAUCAGAGCCGUGUGCUGACGGUACUGAUGCAGUUCUUCCUAGUGCGGGUGAUGUCUCAUGAUCGGUGCACUCCUCUGCUGGAAGACGUUUGUGAAUAGCGUGGCUGCUCUCUUUGGUCAACUGCUUCAGCAGGACGGUUUGUGGACACUAAAGAUUUGGCCAAGAUUGUUGCAGGAAAAAAAAUUAAACACCGAAGAGGCAUUCAGGAGAGUGAACCUACCACGAGGAUUUUUUCCAAAACUGAUACACUGAUCUCUGUUUAUUCAAAACCAUAUUUUAAAAUGUUUGUGCUUGGAGCUCUAAGUCUGUAGCUUAGAGCUCUGUAUUUCAAGAUGACGACAAGUACAGCUAUGAUUCAAUUUAAGAUUUCACGCAUGGCUGGUUUACAAUGGUUAAUAGCUGAUAGAAACCAUUCAAAGAGAUUGAUAGCAUGUGCUAAAAGAGCUGGAGUGCUCUGAUUGAAAAAGAAAAGUCUUAUUUCAUUUUGACCUGAGAUACUACUUCUAAAAAAAGUAGUUUAAUCAGGCCCAGGAUAUUCCUGACUUUCCACUCACUGAACUGGCAUUUUUGUAUCUUGGCUUUAAAGUCUGUAACCAGUUCCAGCCUCCUGGAGCGUACAAUGUGCGCUAAUGAUCACCAAAAUAGCUCCCUCAUGUGCCAAAGCGCUGAAUUCAUCCGUUUGCCAGCAGUGCAGGGGUAUUACAAGAAGCACACAUGACUUAGGACCGGAGGAGCUCUGCUGAGACACAGGUGCCACCUUCUGCCACGACAGACAAGCUGUGUACCGUACCUGUGCCCAGCCCAUUCCUCUGGCUGUCCCGCAGAAGAGCCCAGGUCUCCUGAAGGUUGGUAAGUUGUUUCACUUCCAGUCUUAGAAAUUCCACCUGGGAACUCAGAUGAUCAUUCUUCUGUAACAACUCAUCUGAAGGAGACACAGGGAGAAGGUUGAUCUUACAAGCCACUGCUGUGCUGAGCAGCUUUCUAAUGGGCAGGGUUGUUCCACGGGACCAAAGGGGACCAUGGGAUCCAAUGGCUGGAUGUUACACUCAGCAAAAAAUCUCUGGAGCUGCUUUGAGGGGUUGUGGAACGUUCUUUGUCACCCAAAGUCUUGAAAACUCAAGGCUGCAGAGUGGCCAAAGUCCAUCCCACUGUUCAGUGCUGUUUUCCUCACCCUGCAGCAUCCAGGGCAUGGAACCAUGCAGCCUCUGCCCCAGGGCAGGUCAGAGGAGAUGCUCAGACCUCCUUGGCCUGUGAGACUGUCUCAGGUGACAUCAUUCCUGUCACCUUUUAUACAGGCCAUUGAAAUGUGCUGGACAAAUGAGGAUGAAGGUUUGGAUGGCCGUCAGUUUGCCUGUCUGAGGGCAAGGACAGACUGAAAAUACCUGAUAAUCACAUCCAGUUUGUAGGAAAGUUUGUUUAGGUCCUUUAGCAGUCCAGGUAUCCAUCCUGUGAUGGUACUGGUUCCUUAUCACAUUACAGUAAUCUUGUUCUUGCUAUCCAGUGAAUCAAAGCUCCUGAAAAAGGCAUAUAUAGCAUGGCUGGCACUGUCAUAACACGUGUAUGGUUGCAUUGCAUCAGUUCUUAUGAACCUUGUAAAGCUACAUCAGCCACCAUUUUCUUGGUGCCCAGGAGGCUAUAAAGAAAUCUUUCCAUUUUGCCCUGCUGUAUUUGGAUGUUUGAUUUCUUGAGACACAAUGAGUAGAAGCAGCAGCCUGAUCCAUGUUUUGUAACGUGGAAGCUGAUACAUGUCUCUCCUCCAGGCCUUCACCCAGCUGCUGCAUCAGAUAAUCCAUUUGCGAUGAGACAAAACAAAACAAAAUCCCAAAAUCACAAAGGGUCACAAAUGUUAAGAGAAAUGAGUCACUUGUCUACAGUUUUGCCAGUUCCUGGUAAGUUCCUAGGAGUCUUUCCAACGACGCUGGUGAGCCCUCUGAAGAGUGAUAAACGACAAUGAGUGUAACAUGGUGUGAUUUUAUGCUAACCCUUAUGUCACUGCUUUGAAGUACUUGUUUGAAACACACUUCUAAAGAAAAAAAAAAGACAUUUUCAAAGCACUCCUGCAUAGGUGUGCAAAAAAUAACUUAAACAAACAGCAAAGUCUGAAACACAAAUGUAUAUUCAGGCAUUUUGAACAGGGAGCUUAGUUGAUGUCAGAAAACAAAUCUAAACAGAAAUGUUUCUAUGGAUUUUAUUUUUUUUUUGAGACCUAAUUGGAAACAGAUUUUAGCUUUGGUUUUAAAAAUUUCCUUGCAGCAUCUGCAAUGGUAUCUCUACAUUAUGCGUUUUAUUCUCAAGGAACAUAAGUAUGAAGCUAUUGAGCAGAGGAGGGAAAAACUCAGCAUCCUCUUGCUCGCGUUAUUGCCACAGGUUUGGCCAGUGCUUUUGGGAAAGUUGUGCGACCUGGUUCUCCUGGGGUUUUAACCAAGUAGACUUAAAGAUAAAUUACAAAACCAAGAGACCCUUAUACAUUGAUCUCCACCUUUCUGCCCUCAUAAAUCCAGCAUUUCUUGCUCCAGUGAGAUGGAGCUUUGAGAAGAGUAACAUAGGGUGGGUCAGCAUCACAAGUGGGUGAGCUUGGGCUCUUCUCUAGGUGGACCGUGUAGAUUUUGAACUCCUGUCGUGAUAGAUAUCUCAUUCAGCCCUGACAUCUCAUUUUCUGACUCAGUGCAUCAGAGUGAGACCCAUGGGGAAAAAGAUGACCAGACUUCCACUGGAUCAAGAGUCUGAUUUGAUUUGAUACACCCCACAGCCGUGUGUUUGUUAAACCCAACCUGAGGAAGGGAGCUGGAGCACAGCUGGAGUUAGCGUAGGGGACCAGGACCUGUGACAGGUUGUGGUGCAAUCAUGCCGAGUAAAACACAAAACCACAGCCAAAAUACAUGUGCAACAUCUGGGAAAGGCAGAAGCUCGAGCAACUAUGGCACUUAGCCCUGGCGAUGGCCCUGAAGAUCAUCCAGAAGGUGACGAGUGUUGCUAGAAGUUUUGCUGUGUUGACAGAUCCAGGUCUUUCCAGGGUUGGACACGAGAGAAAAAUCGGUAUGAACAUGAUGGCAGAGGAGUGUGUUCUGUUUGCCGGGUGUCCUGGGAAGCAGGAGGGUCCAGCUGACAGCAGGACAGCUGUGCAGCAUGGCAGCUGCCUGGCCAGCACGCGUGGGCGGCGCAGGGUUUCAAAGUGAAACGCUUGGCUGAAUAUAGAUAAAACUCUACAGGCAUCGUCUGAAAAUGGGACCCAUCCAACAGCCAAGCUUUUGAAGUGUCAAUGGGUUCACGCUGUACAGGCGGGAGAGGACAACGGUGACCAUCCUUUUGUUUAUACUGUAUUUAUUUAAAUGUUUUAUGGUUUAUUUUUCAUAAAAGAAACUCUCCCCUUUUCCCCCUGAUGCCAAAAUACAGUCUGGCAGCCCUUCCUUCACCCUCCUUAAUAGAUCUGUCAUCUAAAACAUCCAACAGUGCUGCAAUGUUGCUGUGAUUGGUUUUUUUGCAGGCAAGCCUGCCAGGAGAGGAGGGCAGAGAAACCAGCAACUCCAAAGUAUAAAAUCCAACACAAAAAUCUGCCUCAGUGCAGCCUCCAAAUUGCUGUCUGGGGAGACUAUUAAUAAAGCAAUUAAAUAAGGUUAUCUUUAUGCCAUCUGAGACUUCCAGCAAUAACACACAGAGCUGGUAAUGGAUAAACCUGUGUAUAUGUUAAAGACAAAUAAUUCCAUUGAUGAGAUGUGACACAGUCCCAAGAUGCAGUUAUUAUUUUACACAUUUAUUUAUAUAUUAACAUUUCAUAUAUAAAUUAUUCCUAUACAUACAACUUAUACGUUAACAUGUGGAGUUAACCUGCAUUCAUAUCAAUCCCUCUUUUUUAAAAAAAAAAAGUGCUGACCUUGUCUGCAGAUAAAUCUUUAAAAGAAUGAUAAGAACUCCUAUAUCUUUAUGUAAAGUCCUCCUUAAACUAUUUAAAAAACAAACCCCUAAAAAUCCUAGAUGUUAACAACGAUUAGUCCAGUAAUGAGCUGUCAUCCUCCAGAUUUCCUUGGCUUUCUUUUUUUUAUUCCUUGGGUCUUGCUUCUCACCUGUUUCCUAUUUUAUCCAAGAGAAAUGACAGAAACAGCAUCUAAUUAACAAAAGCUGUCAUGUUACCAUUGCGUUAAUUGGCUUUUAAAAUAAAUUGUGGUCCCGCCUCUUCCUCAGGGCCUUUGGGAGGCUCAGCCCUUGUUUGGGAUGGUCCCUUCCCUUGUAGGGAUCCUCAUUUGGGAGCUCCUGGGGCCAUCAUGGAGGUCUCAAAAUCCUCAAAUGCAGGUAAAACAGGCAUUGAAGUACCUCAUGGUGAAGGAUUUUAAAACCAAGCCUCUUCACAGCACUGUCAGCUUUAUAUUAAAAGAGUGAAUUUAAAUGGGGUCUGAUCACCCGGUGUACAAACAAGUGUGAGCGCUAUGCUUUUACUGGCUGAUAUAAAAUUGAGGAUCUUUGUUUCUGAAUCACUUCUGAAAUCAGAAUUUGCCGUUUUGUUUUGUUGUUUUGGUUUCCUGUAAUUAAAUGAGCCCUAAAGCUUACGCAUUCUCUUCACUCAUUUUGGCUCAAGGUGUGAACUCCUCUUCCUCUUGUCUGUAGAUACUUACUGAUACGAGCAUUAUGAGAAGUCAUAACCCCUUUUAACCUUCCAUCACACACACAGACUGCAAAACCAUAAGCUCAGGAGAAAGACUUAACUAUAAAGCCACCAGAAAAAAACACUGAUGUUCACAUUGCUAUUUUCAGCAGCAACAGAAGAAAUGAGAAGCCAAACUGAGGUGCAGCUUGCUUAAGAUCCCUUCUUUGUAUCUCACAGGCUUGUCCUGUUGGGUUUUGUGUUAGCUGUCUCAUUUACUGGGUCAAAUAACACAUUAUCCCUUUUGCUGCUGCUUCAGAGCUGAGGCAGCUCAGGGAGACACAGCAGCAACUGAUUCUGGCACAUAUUUUAACUAAUCUUCAGAACUAUAACCUCUUGUUUGAAACCACUGGGACAGGAAAAAAUAAUAUCUUUGGUGGUGAUUUAUGAUUUUUUGUGGGUUUUGUUGUGGUUUGUAGUACAAGUGGUACUUUAAAGAUCUUUAAGUAAAUACUCCUAGCAAUGCCACACGCUUGUAUCUUAUGGUGAGUUGUUCAGCAGUAGUAAUUAUGGGAUUACUACCAUUUUUUUCAUUGACUUGCCAGCUCACAAAAGCAUAAUUAAUCUGUGUCCCAAUGACGGGAAGUUUACUGGAACAGGGAGGAAUUGGCUUCUCUGGCCUCAACCGCCAAUGCGGGUGCCUCGACCCCGCAAACGAACGCAGCUAACGAGCCUCUCGUCGGGAGAGAGAGCCCUUCCCACACCAGGUAAGCGUUGCUGGCAAAAGGCUGUAAUUGUAAUUUGUUAAUCAUGCUACCACAGCAUCCUCAGGGUGUGUGAGCAGCCCCUGCUCCAGCUUUAAACCUGGCUCUGUGAUAACAGGCAACCUUGGCCUGCUCGUGCGUCCACCAUUGCCCCAAACCCCCCAGCUGCCCAUGACCCCCUGCCCCAACCAUCAGGCUCCUGUCACCCACUGCCCCACUUUGUCACCCUUGUCACACCCGGGUAUCUCCCCUCCGCCUCUUGCCCGUUGCCCAGCAAUGCCAUUAUGUUAAGACCAACCUUUUUCUGUACCCCCUUGUAUACAAUAUAGCCUAAAGACACUCCAAAUGUCAGCUAUCAUCUUCCACCACUUUUUUCUGCUUCAAGAAUUGUGUUGUUCGUUGUCAGUAGAAACUCUGUCUCCUCGGUUUUGCGGGGGUAGCUGCUGUGGCCAGGACAGGCUUUUUUUGUCUGUUUAUUUUCAGCCAUGAAUUGACUUUUCUGUCCAUUUUAGUAAGCCACAGGCUAAUCCACUUCUCAAUGUGAUACAGUAAUGUGAAAAGUGGCUGCGAGACCUAGCUGUGUGUUCCAGUCCUGCUUCAGGUCGUUGCUCUCCCUGCUUAGCUGACAGCCAUGUAUGUGCUUACCGAGCAUCCUUAUUUUCUUUCCUGUCUCAUCAAGAAGAUUGCGACCAACAUAAUAAUAAAUAUCUGCACCUUAAAAUAGAAACUAACUGUAUAAUAUGGUGUGUUCAUAGGCACACAGGUUGUGUGGAGGGGUGUACCAUAUUUAUUUGCAUUUUAUUACUUUUAUUUUAGUAUUUAAGAAAGACAUUUGUCAGAUUUCACUUGCUGUUCUGUGUGACAAGCUCAGCAUAAAUGUAGGCCCGGUUGUUCCAAGGUUUAACCGUAAGUAUUACACUAUGUAAAGCCUUACAGCUUGCUGACUUGUCAAGGGCCACGAUCAUAAACAUAUUAACUAAGGAAUGUGCAAGUGAAUUGGAAGGUAAUUCUCUAGGUCAUUUACCCCAUGCUUUAUUUUUUGUUGCACUACUGUGGAAUGGAAAAUAAAAUGUGAAGUCAAAUUGAGUUUUAAAAUAAAACAUCACAUUGUUUCAGAGUUCACAUGUUCAUUCUUGCCUCUUGACAUGUUUUCCUCUUCUCUUUGAAGGAACCAGAGAGCAUUAUGGAAUCUAUGGGAGAGGAGUUAAUUAAUUUUAAUGUUGGUGGCUGGUAUUUCUCAAUUCCCAAAAGUAAAGUCGCUGAGUUUCCUGAAUCUCUGUUGUGGAAAGAAGCUUCUGUACAAGAUCAGGGUGAAAAUCUAAGACGAUUUAUUGACCAAGAUGGUUUUAUAUUUAGGCGCCUUCAUUACUACAUGCAGACUUCAAAAUUAUCUUUUUUCAGCUACCCUGAUUUGAACUUAUUGUAUGAGCAAGCGUUGAUUUUGCAGCUGACACCUUUAUUACAGACUUUAGAUAAUUUGAAGGACAGGAAAUAUAAUUUACAUGUCCAGCCUGCAGAUACACCAGUAGCUGAAAGAAAAUCUCCAAAUUACUAGAGAACAUGAAAAUGUACCAGCAAGUCAUCAGAGACUCCUCCUAACAGUCCAGCAUUCACAGGGUUGCAUGCAAGAGCUCCCUUAGGGCUAGUGGAUACACCUUUACUAGAUACAGGAGGUGAUGUGAAUUACUGUUUUUUGCCACUAGAUUUGGUGGCAAAAUAUCCUGUACUAGUUAAUGAUGAUCAUUUGCUGUGGCUGCUUGAGAACGCAGCCCUGAAUGAGUGCAAGUGCAGUGAGUUCCGCUUCAUAGUUAAUUUUCUUUGCUCAGGGAAGAUGUUGUUGCCUGACGACUUCUCCAACAUAGACGCCUUGGAGGAGGAAGUUUUAAUUCUGGGAAUUCCUGAACUUAUAGAUGCUGUGAAGAUCUAUAGAGGCAGCCGCUCUGUGGUGUCCCCCACUGCGGCGGAGCCCAGGGGGCGGUGGGGGGCAGCGGUGGGGGGGACCCCACCACGGUCCCCGCUGUACACCAUGGCACUGGGGCUGCUGGCCAACUACCCCGACUCGGUGCUGGGACAGCUCUGCAUGGGCAGCAACCUGGGCAGGAGCCGCCUGCACGUCUCCGGUGACGGUGUCCUUUUCCAGCACGCCAGGAAUUGGCUGGGAACUUGCUGACUCCCCCUCACUAAAAAUAUUUCUGAAAUCGAAGAGCUCUGUGCUUAUUUGGACAAAAGAGACACCACAUAUGAACCAAUGAAAGGUGCCUUAAAGUGCUACUUGAAACAGCAGAUGCCAGCAGAGAGCCGAGAUUAUAGUGCAGAUUGGACAGCAGAAGUAUCCGCAUGCUCCCUCCAUCAGAUUGUGAAAGUUUAUGUAGGAAGUAACUGGUAUGAAACUUGCCUACAGACUUUAUUGAAGUACCCAGAGCUGCUUUCAAAUGACAAGAAAGUCUGUUGGAUCACCUAUGGUCAAAGUCUUCUAAUCCAUCGAUAUGGGCAAAUGUUUUGGCAGGUUCUCAGUUUUCUAAGACUUGGGAAAUUGUUUCUGCCAGCUGAAUUUAAAGAAUGGCCUCUCUUUCGUCAAGAAGCAGAGGAGUACCAGAUCCCUUCUCUUUUAGAGGCACUUUAUCAAUCUGAUGCAUACAGAUUAUGGAUCCAAAAGAAUGAAUUGCACAACGGAGUUUCUUUUCCAUGUAGAAGAUUAAGUACUGAGUCUUGCAAUAAGGAACUUGAGUUCAGCAAAGACCCCAAAGAAGUGUGCUCGUUUACAGCUGUGGAUUCCAGUAAACGCUAUAUUAAUACAUGGAGCAAUAUAAGAGAUCUGACUGGAAAGCAAGAUGCCAGUGAGGGGAAGGCAAAGUGCUCCAGAACGAUUUCACGGGUGAGAGGGACAAAGCGGAUGAACACACUUGGAGGAUAUGAUGCAUCCUUGGACAGCCUGGUCAGCUCCAGCUAUCACAAGGAUUUGUUAAGCCCUCUGAGGAAGAAUGGAAUGAAAAGCAGCUUAACAAAGAAAAGAGGAGAAAGUGAAGACUCAGCAAGUCACAUCCAGAAAUUAAUUUCCCAGGCAAAGGAAUGGGACACGGUGAGCUCCAAGUGGUGCGGUUUUCAGCACGUGAGAACGUCUGGCGGUUGUAUUGCAGAGUAUACAUCUCAGUGCAACGCUCCCAAAAAGAACAGGGGUGUCAAGGCUCCCAUUGCCUCUGCUCCUGGCAAAAUAAGCUUUACAGGUCAAGGAAACCAUCACAGUGCCCAGUACAAAGUCGGCGCUGAAGGAGAGCAGCGGGAGCAAUAUGUGUUCACACAGAGUUCGCCAGUUGCUCCAAGUGCUGGAACAUUUCAAUUCAGCACCAUAAGAGCUACUGCUGCGUUAGGAAACAAUGCAGAGAAUAUAAACAGGGAGCAACUAGAAGGAAGUUCUUCCAGUGAAGAAAGACAUAAGACCUUGCAAAUGAAACUCAUCCCUCUAAAAGCCCGUGAGGACAGCGAACCAGCAGACCUCGCCCUGGCAGACCACAGAAAUGUGGGGUUGAUUCUUAAAGCUGAGCAUCCUCCGGUUUUAGGCAGUGACGGCUUUUGCGUGUGCGAUGAGGAGAGCGUUGCUUACAGCGCUGAGCUGGAUGGCAGCCGGCUGCACGCUCCACACGCUCAAGCACUGCCCGAAGGUAUAGUUUUUCUUACCUUUGCUCUCUCGCACGAGGAGAUAUUCUGCGCCAGGAAGUGCCACUUUGUCCUGACUGAUGUCAUCCUGGACUCAGUAAGGCAGAAGGAUCCCAAAGAAAUCACAGCCAAAGUCGGGACCCGUGUGAACAGCCUUUGGACUUGACAGAUCACACCCAGGGAGUUUGUUGCGGAUGUACUGAACAUGGAGUGUUUUGAAGGGGACGGGAACGUUCACGAAGAGCUGCUUCAGUGGGUGGAAUUUACUCUGCCCCUCGCAUGGAAGUACAGCCGCUGCCUCGACUUACUGAUCCAGAGAGGCUUUGCUAGAUCUGUCUCAUACUUUGCCUUGGAAAUGUAAGUUCACAGAACAUUAAUAAAAAUUUGACUCAGCUA